AUGGAAAAAUACCUAGAGAAAGUUUGGAAGAACUUGGAAAAGUUUGAUUAUUUAAGAAUCGAACAAAUCCCAAGAGAACAAAAUUCUAAUGCCGACGCCUUAGCAAAACUGGCCUUGCAGAAUGAACUGGAUGAACUAAACUUGUUACCGGUAGAAGUGUUAGACGAACCAAGUAUAUGUAAAAAGGAAGAAGUUGAGAUGAUAUAUAGCUCGCCCACUUGGAUGACACCCAUAGUUAACUAUCUUCUCAACGAGAAACUUCCAGCGGACCAAAGCGAGGCACGAAAACUCUUGUAUAUGGUGCCUCGCUAUACGAUAGUAGAAGGCAAAUUGUAUCAAAGGGGCUACUCAAUGCCUCUCCUACGGUGUGUCCUCCCCACAGAAGCAAACGAGAUCAUCAAAGAAAUCCACAAGGGCUUCUAUGGAGAUCAUGCAGAGGUUGAACCUCUAGUUUCCAUAACCUACAAGAAAUUUCUCGACUUUGUCAUCAAAAACAUAAUUAGAAGGUUUGGAAUACCCAUUAAGAUAGUAUCUGAUGAAAGAACUCAGUUCGAUGGUGAAUUAUUCACUGAGUUUUGCGAGAGGAACAAGAUUAUUAAGAGCUUCUCGUUAGUGUCAAGGCCUCAGGAAAAUGGACAAGUAGAAGCUGUUAAUAAGACCUUGAAGGAUACUAUUAAAAAGAAGCUCAAUGCUGCAAAAGGCAGAUGGGUCGAUGAACUACUCCUCGUACUUCGGGCUAACAAAAAAACUGAGAAAAUAGCAACUAGGUAUACUCCAUUCUCGCUGGCAUUUGGCUCGGAGGCAAUGCUGCCAGUGGAGGUUAAUAUUGCAACCCAUAGACGAGAGUUUUAUGAUCAAGAAGAAAACUAA
Cannabis sativa is the source of this 870-nucleotide messenger RNA. RefSeq lists its product as uncharacterized. Gene Ontology annotation, biological process: DNA integration. Gene Ontology annotation, molecular function: RNA-DNA hybrid ribonuclease activity; nucleic acid binding. NCBI's taxonomy places the organism in Eukaryota, Viridiplantae, Streptophyta, Magnoliopsida, Rosales, Cannabaceae. The transcript has 2 exons. The record is from RefSeq and is a predicted model, not a curated record. Bases 1 to 870 code for a protein of 289 amino acids.